AUCACAAGCGGCGGGGGGCGGGAUCGCGGCAGCGGUGCUCGGGCGGUCCGCUUGUGUGCAGUGUGUGAAUGUGGCAGCCGCAGGGAGGGGCGCGCUGUUUAUUUCAUUAUUAAAAGUGUUUUCUGACUGAAGUUAAAGUGAUUUCUAACGGAGGAUAUACAUCUGCUCCUCCGCGCGACGCGCGCCGCUCCUGUCCGCGCUCUUUGUGCCGUUUCAUCGCUGGACGGAGAGGAUCAUGGGGCCGUGAACAUGUUGGAAUAAUCGAUCAAAAGACUCCUUUGCUGAACAGAUUUAUAUUUAUUUAUUCUUUAGCUUCGCGGAUGAAUGAAACGCACCGUCAGGAUGGAGCAGGUGAAUAUCCUGAAGAGAUUCAUUGAAGCUUUAAGAAGCGGCGAGCAGAAAGCAGAAGAGAACUUCAGCUCGGACUUCAUGCGAUUACGUCGAUUAUCAACCAAAUAUAGAACAGAGAAGAUCUACCCCACUAAUGUUGGAGAACAUGAGGAAAAUGUGAAGAAAAACCGAUAUAAAGACAUUCUGCCAUUCGACCACAGCCGUGUGAAGGUGACGUUAAAAACAUCCAAUCAGGACACUGACUACAUCAAUGCAAACUUCAUCAAGGGCAUCGCUGGGCCGGAGGCCUACAUAGCCACUCAGGGGCCGCUACCCAACACUGUGCUGGACUUCUGGAGGAUGAUCUGGGAGUACAAGGUCAUGGUCAUCGUGAUGGCGUGUCGAGAGUUUGAGAUGGGGAGGAAGAAGUGUGAGCGUUACUUCCCUCUGUUAGGAGACGAGCCUGUGACCUUCGGCCCCUUCAAGAUCUCUUGUGAGUCUGAGCAGCCGCGGACGGAUUAUUUCAUCCGUACGCUCACAGUGGAGUUCGAUCAUGAGACCCGGCGAGUGACGCAGUUCCAUUACGUGAACUGGCCCGAUCACGACGUCCCGUCAUCCUUCGACUCCAUUCUGGACAUGAUCGCCCUGAUGAGGGAGUAUCAGGAGCAUGACGACGUUCCCAUCUGUGUCCACUGCAGUGCUGGCUGUGGACGCACAGGAGCCAUCUGUGCAAUCGACUACACGUGGAACCUCCUGAAAGCUGGGAGUAUUCCUGAAGAUUUUAACGUUUUCCAGCUGAUUCAGGAGAUGAGGACACAGCGGCAUUCAGCAGUUCAGACCAAAGAGCAGUACGAGUUAGUUCAUCGAGCGAUCGCACAGCUCUUCCAGAAACAGCUGAUGCUUUUGGAGAGUGCGACUAACUCUGAGCUCCCAGACGGGACGGAAGAGGGCAGCCCAGAAAAGCCUGGUCAGAAUUCAGAUGAGGAGAGAUGGGACACGCCCCCUCCUAAACCGCCCCGCAUCCGCAGUAAUCAGGCCGAGGGCGACGUGAAGGAGGAGAUUCUGCAGCCUCCAGAGCCACGGCCCGUUCCGCCCAUCCUCACGCCGUCUCCACCCUCGGCCUUCCCUACGGUCACAAACGCACGGCAGGACAACGACCGCUACCAUCCCAAACCCAUCCUGCACGUGCUAGCGUCGGACCAGAACCCUGACCUCAACGAGAACUACAGCAAGCCGGGGCAGGACGGUCCGGAGCGCCGGCUGGAGCACACGCUGGCCAUCGAGAUCAGGAAAGUGCCGCUGCAGGAGGGUCCUCGCAGCUUCGAGGGGAACAGCGCUCCGCAGCGAUCACACGCCUUCACGCUCUCCAACACCAGCUGUGUGUGUGAGGAGUGUGACGAGCCUCUGCGACCCGAGAGUCAGUGUGAGCCCGGCCGGACGCCACUGAGCUUCACCAACCCACUGCACUCUGACCCCCCCGACACACUCUCCACGAGCAGCAGCACAGCUCCAGCAGCACAGCAGAGAGACCACACCCCCCCCAGAGUCACAGCGACACCCGUCACCCACCAGAGACCGCCCACACACACCUCGAACUGUGACGUCAGUGAAGAUUUGCCCCCGCCUGUUCCUGAGCGAACCGCUGAGUCCUUCCUGUUGGCCACAGACCCCGCAGAUGUGAAGCCGCCGGCGACCGAAGCGUGUUCAGACGAGGCGUCUGCAGACACACAAGCUCCUGCUAGUCCUCCAAAGACCGGUACGUCACAGUUUCCGUCGUCACAAGUGUCUGUGUGCAGCGAUGCCGAGCAGAAGAACAGAAAGGGUCCAGGUUCGCCUCUGAAGGACAGGAGAGCAGAGACGGAGAGCGGUGAGUGACCAGAGCAGACCAGAGCGUUUCUGUUAGGAUCUGUGAGUUUCUCUCGAGCGUCUCUGUGUCGCAGGAUUCAGCAGCCGCUGCUCGCAUCCCAAAGGCCCCUCGGAGUGGACAUGACCGCGGCACCCAUCCAGUCGACACUACACGCUCCUCUUUCUUCUAUAAGUGUCACUGUAGACGGACGGUGUCUCUUCUUUGACUAACACAAUCAGUAAAGCUGCAAAGAUAAUCUCCCAUGAUGCACCUGGCAGUGCUGGUGCUGAGAGCCUGCUUUACUCCUGGAUCUGUUCCUCUGCAGUAGUUUAGACUGAGAUCAGACGACGCGGGCCGGAGUAAAUGAUGAUGCUGAUGCACUAUCACUGAAUAUAUUAAUGCCAUGUAAGACGUCUGUGCAUGAAAGCAUCACGUGUACCUCGAACUGUAAGUUAUUUGCUCUCCUGUUAGAAAAAACGUUUUCAGGGCUGUGUUCUCUUUUCUCCUCGUUUCUUUGCGUUCGUCGGCCAGUGUGUAUCAGCCGCUUCACGAGACGCUUCACGAGACGCUUCACGAGACGCUUCACGAGACGCUGGAGGCUGCAGAUUGUAUUGAUGAUGUUUUUUGUAAAUUGUAAUCUAGAGGUUAUUUUUGUAUAUGCUAUUUUCUCACU
This is a messenger RNA of Carassius carassius (crucian carp), 2849 nucleotides long. Its product is annotated as tyrosine-protein phosphatase non-receptor type 12-like. The record is from RefSeq and is a predicted model, not a curated record. Gene Ontology annotation, molecular function: non-membrane spanning protein tyrosine phosphatase activity. Gene Ontology annotation, cellular component: cytoplasm; nucleus. Bases 343 to 2205 code for a protein of 620 amino acids. The transcript is spliced from 17 exons. Gene Ontology annotation, biological process: peptidyl-tyrosine dephosphorylation. Lineage: Eukaryota; Metazoa; Chordata; Actinopteri; Cypriniformes; Cyprinidae.